Messenger RNA from Cavia porcellus (domestic guinea pig), 944 nucleotides. It is a transcript of the gene Krabd1, whose product is annotated as KRAB box domain containing 1. Lineage: Eukaryota; Metazoa; Chordata; Mammalia; Rodentia; Caviidae. The record is from RefSeq and is a predicted model, not a curated record. Gene Ontology annotation, biological process: regulation of DNA-templated transcription. The transcript is spliced from 5 exons. The coding region runs from base 453 to 749 and encodes 98 amino acids.
UGUCUCAGCCUCCCAGGGUUGGCAUGACAGGCGUGAGCUACAAUGCCUGGCUUUGCUCGUUUUGAAGACAGGAGCCCACAAAGCCAAGCAAGAACAGCUACGCAGGAUCUCAGCCUAUUUAUCCAAGAAAUAGGCUAGGCCAGCAAAGGAAGAAUGAGCCUAGGAACUCCUGGAAGCCUCUCUUUAGUCUUCACCCUUCCCGGCUUGGCGGUCAGAACGACCACGAUGCUGCAGUCCUCCACGCUUCCUAGAGCGAAUCCGAGGAGGCAACGUCAUAGCAGAGUAGCGUGAUGACGUACUUCCGGGGAAGCCAUUUUAUUUUACAGCCCGAGGGCCUGUACCUGAGUACCGUGCCUUCACUGCUCAACCGCUUUUGUCCGAAGUUCUAGAGGCUACUGGGAGCCACGCUCCUGAGACUUUUGUCUUUCUCCAGGGAAUAAUAGAGGCAUACUAUGGGAACUGUGUCCAAACCCCAGGACUCGGAGGCUUUUGACGAUGUGGCAGUGCAAGUCACUGAGAAGGAAUGGGCCAGCUUGAAACCUACGAGGAAGGCCCUGUACGAGGAAGCCAUGGUAGAGAAUUACAGGACCGUGGCUUCCCUGGCGUCCCAGGAUAGACCAGCUCUAAAUGUUGACAUGGAGCAAGAGAAGGAAGCCCUGAUCAGGAUGGGCUGGGAACCAAGCCUUGCGGAUUACAUCUUAAAGCUAAGAAGAUACACUCGCCUAGUUUAUAGAUACUUCAUCCGCUAGGAUACAGAGAUUUCUGGAAAUCCUCAGUGCUGGGAAGACAGGACGAAAGCUUAAUUCUUGACCUAUACCAGUUUUCCUUGUAAGAAAUUAAGAGCCACCUUAAACUAUGGCAACAGCACAUUUUCUUUCUUUCUCUAAAUGCUUGGAUUUCCACAGAUUCAGUAUUCAUUAAAGUUACUCAUUUUGUCAAACAAA